Molecule: messenger RNA, 735 nt
Organism: Cladophialophora carrionii CBS 160.54
Lineage: Eukaryota; Fungi; Ascomycota; Eurotiomycetes; Chaetothyriales; Herpotrichiellaceae
Exons: 2
Coding region: 1-735 (244 amino acids)
Source: RefSeq, a predicted model, not a curated record
AUGGCCGACCACCGUGAAGCCGAGAUUGUCUUGUAUGACUUGGCCUGUACCAAGAACGUCUGCUUCUCUCCCGUUGUCUGGCGCAUCCGCCUCAUGCUUAACUACAAGCAAAUCCCCUACAAGACCGUCUUUCUGGAAUUCCCGGACAUCGAGCCGACGCUGAAAGGGCUCGGCCUGGUUCCCCCCGAAUCCGCCGCAGGGCGAUACACGGUUCCGGCGAUCCACCACGUGCCGACCAACACAUACAUGAUGGACUCGACACCCAUCGCACAGUUCCUCGAGUCAACCUACCCCGACCCGCCGGUACCGCUGACGUCGGAGCUAGGAAGGGAGGUCGAGGCCAAAGCACGCACCGUGGGCGGGCUGGCCUUCCGCACUUCAGUGAUGCCACGGGAGAUACGCAUCCUAUCUCCCCGUGCGCAGGAGUACUUCCGACGCACGCGCGAGACCUCGCUGGGACACCCGCUCGAAGAUCUGCUCGACGCCGACAAGGAGGAAAAGGCGUGGGACGCGGUGAGCGAGGGCAUGCGCGCCGUCGGAGACCUGAUGCGCACAAACAAGGCCGAGGGCCCGUUCGUGCUGGGCGCCCGGCCCAGCUAUACUGACUUCUUCAUUGCCGGGUCCCUGCAGUGUGCGAGGGUGGUGGAUGAAGAAGUCUUCCAGAGACACAUGAAGUAUCCGGUUUACAAGGAGAUUUAUGAGGCCUGUCUACCGUACAUGGAGAAAAGGGAUUAG